Molecule: messenger RNA, 3270 nt
Organism: Amphimedon queenslandica
Lineage: Eukaryota; Metazoa; Porifera; Demospongiae; Haplosclerida; Niphatidae
Exons: 6
Coding region: 1-3030 (1009 amino acids)
Biological process (GO): Notch signaling pathway; protein ubiquitination
Source: RefSeq, a predicted model, not a curated record
AUGGCUGAAAACCUAGAUGAAAACAGUUAUUCUUCUCUUCCUUCUAAAUUGCCUACUGCAAGCACCACUGUUAAUGUAUGUGUAUUGGUUAAUAAAAUUCCUUUGUAUUGCGAAUCCAAUGACGUUGCUAAAUGCCUUGAAGCACAACCAGUUUCUCUUCCACUUUCUCCUCUGUCUAUCAAUGAUGUCCAUGUUGUUCCUACACAAUCAGGUGGAAACGCAUCCUCUCCUGCAACUAAACACGCAGUGCUCGCUGUUACUGCUAGUAAUGUUGAAGCUAUUCCUAGAAAUCUUCAGCUACAAGAUGGUAUUCUCUCAUCAUCUAACAUGAUCCCAAUGUUCCAAGAAAAGGCCACUGCCAGCUUCACAUUAAUUCAUGGUACUGAGCCUAUUAUGCAGUAUUUGGUAUCACAAGGAGAGAAACUAUCAGUUCAACUUGAGUUUAAAGGAAAUAACGUGAAAGUUUGUGGCAGUUGCAGUCAAGUGUACAAGUUUAGGCAAUAUCUAGCAAAUCUUCUAACAGAGAAUAUCCUUGCAUUACCACCAUCACAUCAUGCACAACACAAUCCACAAGCAAUUCAUACACACAAUACAGUCAACCCUGUACCAGAGCAGGUUCCUCCUGAGGGAGGCAGCAAUGAAGGAGCAGCAGCCACUGGGGGCAGUAGUGCUGGUGAUGGUAAGACCUUUACUGGUCUUAGUAAAGAUGUCCUUCUGCUUAUGCCUAAAGUUCGUAAAGAUUGCUCUAAAAAUAUGCAAUUCUUCCCCGAGGAAGGAAAAGUUAUCGUUUUAGCAUCUUCAGAGGAAGAGAGGGAGCAAUGUAUAACGCAGUUUCAAAAUUCGUAUCAAGAAAUCAUUAAAAAUCGUCAGUUGAAGUCCGGCAGUCUUGAAAUACCACCUGCCUUUCAAAUUGAAAAUAUGUUUGGUUUAUUGGAAGAUUUUGAUAGCAAAUAUAGUCAAUGUCACUUCUCGUGUGAUGAGAAAGCUCGAGUGGUUAGGAUAGUAUCAAUGUCAUCACGUCAAUUUGAUCAGGCAAAGAAGCUACUAGGUGAUCGACUGGCAGGAGAGAAAGGAGAUAAAUGGGAAGAAAAGACAGGAAAGAAGAAAGAAGAGAAAGGAGGAGGAGGCAAACCUGGAAAAGGAGCUAAAAUACCAACCAAACCUGGUUCGUCUGAAACAUUAUCAAUCAAUAAAGGCCAUAAGCUUACAGUAAAACGAGGCAAUAUAGUAGAAGAAGAUGUUGAUGCAAUUGUCAAUGCUGCUAAUUCAAGAUUAGAUCAUGGAGCAGGAGUAGCAGGAGCUCUUAGUAAAGCAAGUAAUGGAGAAUUGCAAAGAGUAUCUAAUGCCUACAUUAGGAAUUAUGGUCAGCUACAAGUUGGAGAAGCUGCAGUUACCAGUGCUGGAGGGAAGUUAAAAUGCAAACGUGUGAUACAUGCUGUUGGCCCUAUAGCACACGAAGUGAAAUCUGAUUUAGCAUGUUCUCAGUUCAUAUAUCAAGCUAUUACUAAUUCUCUCCUUGAAGCAGAAAAAAUGAAAGCAGCAUCAAUAUCAUUCCCAGCAUUAAGUACAGGAAUAUAUGCAGUGAAGAAGUCAUUAGCUGCUGAUGCUAUAUUUCAAGCAAUAUUGAAAUUCCAUUACACCAGUAGCAAGGUAUUGACAGAUAUUCGUAUCGUUAUAUUAGAUGAAGAUACCUACUCCGUAUUCGCCCAACAUUUACUAGCUAUUAAAUCCAAUCCAACUCAUACCGAGACAUCUUUCCAAUCACCUGGUGCUGAUACUCAUGGUAAUGUCUCACAGAGCAAUGGCUCUUCAUCUCAUGGCAGUCAUACUCCUGGACCUACUGCAUUGAGUGAGAAUUCCCUUCAUGCUGCUGCUUCUGGAGGGAAAAGUAAAGCAUGGAGUGAGACUGGGAGUGGUGCUACUGGAACAGGGAAUACUCCAUGGACUGGGCAGGGAGGUGCAGGGAAUACUGCAUGGAGUGGACAGGGAGGUGCAGGGAAUACUGCAUGGAGUGGACAGGGAGGUGCAGGGAGUACUGCAUUGACUGAACUGGGAAACUCUACUGGAAAAGGAGAUAAAUGGAUGACUGGACAUGAUGGUGCUUCUGGAACAGGGACUGGUGUAGGAACACCAGUGAGCAACUCAUCUUAUGGUAUCAAUGCUGGAUCAUUUUCACCUAGUAAUUCAUUAUCUGCUCCACCUGGUUUAGAUCCUGCAGUAGUAACAUCUCAACCAACUGGAACACAGAAUAUUACAUAUCCUCAACUUCCAGGUGAUGGGCCAUUUCAAGCAACAAAUCAAAGUGGAGGGGGGGGAAAUGGUCAGCAGCAAUCAUCAUCAGCUGAUUUACUACAACCUCAGGUUGUUUUAGAUUUUACUAGUAAAGGAGUAAUGAGAUCUUCUUCACAAGAAGAGACUUUUUCAACACCUACUGGCUCACCUCCUCUAGCUGAUAAAGAAAAGAUUACUGUAGGUGAUGUUGGUUGUCCUAUAUGCCGUAAUGAUAUAGCAACAGAUCCUACUCCUACUAAAUGUUGUAAUCAGAUCUUUUGUAAAUCUUGCUUAAAAGAGUCUCUAAAGCAUUCUCCAUACUGUCCAACAUGCAAGGAACCAUUGAGGAAAGUCAAAGGGAAUCAACCAGCUGGUGGUACAAUGACACAUUGUGUCCUUCAGUCUACCUCCUUACCUGGUUAUGAAGGAGCUGGUGCUAUUCUUAUCUCUUAUGAAAUACCUCAUGGUAUACAAACUAAGGAACAUCCUCAUCCAGGUCAGCCAUAUCAUGGUACAAGACGUUCAGCUUAUCUUCCAAACACUCCUGAAGGACAGGAAGUGUUACGAUUACUAAAAAAGGCAUUUGAUGCCCGAUUGAUAUUUACAGUUGGUACAUCACAUACCACUAGUGCUAGUAAUACUGUAGUAUGGAAUGAUAUACACCAUAAAACUGUAACACAUGGACAUCCGUAUGGUUAUCCUGAUCCUACUUAUUUGUCAAGAGUAAAAGAAGAACUUAAAGCUAAAGGAAUACAAUAAGUAACUUAGUAACACUUAGAGGUACUAGUUAAUUAGUAGUUAUUGAUUAUAAUAAUUAUUCAUAGUUUCCAGUAAAUCGUAAUUUCAUUUAAUUCAUUAAUAAUGUUUCUUUAUUGUUGUAGUUUAUUCACUUUGUUUAUAUAAGUAUGGCAUGUGACUAUCAUGUGACAUUAUGUUAUUAUUAUUAGUGUCAAGAUUAUACCAUUGUCUAUAUUAUGAAUAAAGUUAUUGUAAUCAUCA